CUCUGUGUGUCUGAACCAUCCUGCCCAGCGGCGGCGCUGUCUGAUCCGAGCGCCGCAGCUCAUUUUGGGAUCUCUGGUUCAACUCCAGACGAGGUGCUCAUUGAAAGUCGGAAGUCGGGCUUUGAUAGUUGCUCAAACUUGACAAAAUGGCAGAAGACAACAGUUAUGAGUCGAUGCUCUGUGUGAAGCCCGAGGUUCAUGUUUACCGGAUCCCGCCGCGGGCCACGAACCGUGGAUAUCGCGCUGCUGACUGGAAGCUGGAUGAACCUGCGUGGAGCGGUAGGAUGAAAAUCACCGCCAAAGGAAAGCUGGCCUAUAUUAAGUUAGAGGACAAAAACACGGGAGAGUUGUUUGCCCAAGCUCCAGUUGAACAGUAUCCAGGGAGCGUAGUUGAAGCAGUGACAGACUCCAGCAGGUACUUUGUGAUCAAGAUAGAGGACGGAAAUGGACGCCAUGCUUUUAUCGGUCUGGGUUUCGCUGAUCGUGGAGACUCAUUUGACUUCAACGUAGCUUUACAAGAUCACUUUAAGUGGGUAAAGCAAGAAGGUGAGCUUGCAAAGAUGGAAGCUACUGAGAGUGCAGCACCAAAGCUGGACCUCAGCUUCAAAGAAGGGCAGACGAUCAAGAUCAGCAUUGGGAACAUAAAGAAGAAGGAAGCAGGUGGCGCCAAAGCACGGCCUAUGGGUGGUGGACUACUCCCACCUCCACCAGGUGCAAAGGCUGCAGUGUUGGUACCUCCUCCUGGGGGACAGCCGACAGUCUCCGCUGUGCAGAGUAACACUGCCUCUCUUUUAGACUUUGGCUCCCCCGUCCCUGCAGCUGCACCCAGCUCUGACGUGUGGGGAGAUUUCACAUCAGCAGGCUCCAACUCCAGUACAGAUGCUGUCAAAUCAGGAUGGGUGCAGUUUAGUUGAGUCGUGAGAGAGAAAAAAAAAAAACAAACUUUCACACACUCAGGUUCCACACAUUCCACGAACAGGACGAUUGUGGCAAAAACAGAAACUGAAAGAGAGAGGAGCUGUUGGCACACUUGACUGGCUCAUUCACUGCAGCUGUCCACAUACUAUAAGAAACACGCUCUGGAGGAACAAUACAGUAAAAUGUAAAUAUUUUUUACAUUUGUAUUCUUUUUUUCCCACUCUACUAUGCAGAAUGACUCCUUCUUUCCUUUUUAUCUUUCCAUAAAUCAGAUCCGAUUGUGUCCCGCUGCUCCUCGUCUUUUCAAACAUUAUGCAUUGUGUUUUCCUUCUCCUGUCACACAAAUAUCUCAUCACACCAGCACAACUCAUCUCAAGAUUGUUUGUACCAUUUGGGAAAGUUAAGUGGUUAACCUUUUGAAGUAUCCAUGUUUCAUUUAGCUAUAUACCAGUACCAGUACCAUAUACAUUUGUGUUGUUUCUGUUUCCUAGUAUUUUUUUUUUUUUAGGAGAUCUUGCAAAACUUUGAUAUUUGAUGAUUCAUUUUAAGCCUUUAUGAAAAAAUACCCAGAUUUUUUUUUUAAUCAGCCCUGGGAAUGGAAGUCAUGAUUGCCAUUUUGUCUGUCAUUCAAAGUUUUAAUGUGUUUUGUUUGUACGAUCAUUUUUGUCUUUUGUGUACGCUCUUCAUUUGUCUUUACCUUGUGUGGUGUUGCUUUUUAAAAUGUGCCUUUUACCAAAUUGAAUUUUCCUUAAUCUUGUCAAGAAUUUGUGCCUUUCCGAAAAGAUCUAAAAUGUACAAAUAUUUUUUUCUUGUAAAUAAACAAUAUAUUUCACUG
This is a messenger RNA of Acanthopagrus latus (yellowfin seabream), 1753 nucleotides long. RefSeq names its product NECAP endocytosis associated 2 (gene necap2). The coding region runs from base 147 to 914 and encodes 255 amino acids. The record is from RefSeq and is a predicted model, not a curated record. The transcript is spliced from 8 exons. NCBI's taxonomy places the organism in Eukaryota, Metazoa, Chordata, Actinopteri, Spariformes, Sparidae. Gene Ontology annotation, biological process: endocytosis. Gene Ontology annotation, cellular component: membrane; clathrin vesicle coat.